This is a messenger RNA of Misgurnus anguillicaudatus (oriental weatherfish), 2828 nucleotides long. RefSeq names its product leucine-rich repeat-containing protein 56. NCBI's taxonomy places the organism in Eukaryota, Metazoa, Chordata, Actinopteri, Cypriniformes, Cobitidae. The record is from RefSeq and is a predicted model, not a curated record. Gene Ontology annotation, molecular function: protein binding.
AAUUCCCACAUGACACGUGCGCUUUCUCGUAACCAGGAAGUAACCGUGCAGUUGCUAUGCAAACUUCAGCUCUCGCUGUCCAGUGUGUAGAAACAGAGAUGCGUUUACACUAAAUUUACCAGGUUGUCCCAAAGACACAACAGAAAAACAAAUCAUGAGUGACACCUUCAUAAAAAGGCCUGGCACAGCUCCUCUGCAUGAAUUUAAUGGAUCUGAUGUGAUACAAACUCCUGCUGACCCUGAGGACUCUGACCAUGUAAUGGUUGAACUGUCUCUAUCACCAGCAAAGUUGAAAAUUCUGUCUGGAUCAGACAACCUAGAGGAAGUGACCUCGCUGGAGAUGUGUGUUGACACCCGACACAUCUCUCUGAAUAACUUUGGUGUCUACUUGCCCAAGCUUAGAGAGCUGAAAAUGAACAACAGUUUGAUUUUAUCUAUACGGGAUCUUGGCACCAGCCUUUCCCACCUGCAGGUCUUAUGGUUGGCUCGCUGUGGUCUGACCGACUUGGAGGGAAUCCCUUGUCUUUCUUCCCUAAAGGAACUAUACGUAGCAUACAACAACAUAUCAGAGCUGAUCCAUCUCAGUAUGAUGGACAAUCUGGAAGUGCUGGACCUGGAGGGAAACGAUGUGGAUGAUCUGUUGAAUCAAGUGUGGCAUCUGGGCCAUUGUAAAAAUCUCCGAACUCUUUCCCUGGAAGGAAACCCUGUAUGUACCCGUCCUGGUCCAGGAUCCUCAGAGGCGGACUACAGCUACAGGUCUGCGGUGCGUGAGAUGAUUCCUCAGUUGAGGUUUCUCGAUGACGUACCGGUCGAGGAAGACAAACCUGACUGCGGUAGAAGCACACAGAUGGACUGGACUCUUCUCAGAGAAUCCAUCAAAGACUUUUCCAUCAGCGAUACACAGGAAUACACAGAUACAGAGGAGCGGUCUGUCAGUGUAUGUGGUGGGAGACCUGGUUCUGCUCAGCACCUUAGCCCAAGAAUAUCCUCCAGUAGUGUCUGUAGUCGCCCAGGCAGUGCCAGACCUCUCACUUCUUGCUCCAGGUCAAUACCAGGGUCAAACAACUCCGAUCCAGCCAUCAUGGAUCAUGAGCUCAGCAAUCUAACAAGUGGUUUUGGCAGUUUUCUGUGCGGGAAUCCACUACAGGCGGUUCGUGCAAGGACACAGAAACAAAUGGUUCAAAACUCUCGUUCUCAAACCCGACCCAGCACACGACUCGGUAGUUAUAUUCCCGAACGCACGUAUGACGAUGAACAGCCAAGCAGUCAGGACCGCAGUGAUGUUUUUGCUGAGCUCAGAACCUGGAGAAUCGAGCAUAACAAACGUCUAUCAGCUAUUGAAAAGGACCGCCAGCCGCAAGUUAUGAAAAUCCUCCAGCGUGAUGAUGAGUAUGAUGAAGAAGAUGACGACUGCAGUCAUAAUCAUAGUUUUAUUAGCGAUGACAUCACUAGAAAUGAAAAGGAGGACGAGAGGGCUGUUUACAAGGCAACAACUUCUUCCAGUUCGUCUUUUCAGUCUUUUUCACCAGAUCUGUUACACCAGGACACAGAGUUGCAAAAUGAAAUAAGAGUCACCUCUACAUCAGACUGUAUGAUGUCACCUUCACCGCCACUGAGUGCAGUGGCUCCCCCUGGUGGCCGGAGGAUAACACAAAUUCGUACUAGGAGAAUCAAACCUCAUAACGGUGAAAUUGGCAUGUCGAUGCCAUCAGAGGACAAACAAAUGUCAAAUAUUGGAGCCUUAAAGACAAACUCAAUCUUUGAGCCCCAGAGUACCACGAUUGUAAAAACCAUGUCACCUCAAAUUCUCCGAAAACCAUGUAGACCAUCCACAAGUCUUGGCAUCACACCUCUUAGAGCACAAUGGUCAGAAGCUCCUGGGAAUUAUCAUCAAUCAGAGAACCAGCACAAACCAAUCAUACGUUCUAACACAUCUCAUCAACUUACGCCAAAACGUCCACAAACAGCCAGAGCUGCACUGCAAAGGCUACCAAACCGAACCCUCCUGCCCAACAGAGGAAAUGGGCUCCUGGAAUAACGGACAUGGUGUUAAUAUUUCAAGCAAAGGAAAAUGAGCAAAAGUGUAAUCCCUAACACUCAGGAUCACUUUUUAAAUAGUUUGGCUGAUGUCACACUGAUGAAACACUAGUGCGCGCCAUGCCUAUUGUAAAAUGUGUUUGUUGUUUUGCUCUGCUGUUUUUGCAAACAUAUUUCAUGCAUGAUUGAUGUAAUUAUCAAGCUGGCCAUGUCCUUAAUGUUUCUUCUACAGUACAGUAUAAUGUGUAUACACUAUACAGAGAAACAGGUUAUUGCAUAGAUAUGGUAUACACGUCCAGAUGCUGUAUUUGAGGUGAUGGUCAUAUCUUCCUCCUAACCGUGUUCUUCUGCAGCACAGCAUCCCUCUGUCAGGUUAUUUAACAUGUCUGGUCUUGCUGGUACAUCGUGUGCAGCCACAGGUGUAAGACUGUUAUUUUAAGUGUCACUGAAAUAUGUACCACACAUGACAACGGCAUACACUAUAUCAGUCACAAAGUCCUCUGGCAUUCAGUUCCUUCAAGUAUGCACAGUUUUUUUGCCUCAUAUUGUGUGUUUUAACAAGCAGCUUUAUUGUAAUUUCAGAUUUUUCAGACUGUUGGAAGUGUCUAGAUUUUUAUUUAUGUUUUACUACUUACUUACAAACUUCUGUACCGCUAAAGAGCAAAUAUUCACAUGGCGUGAGUGAGGAAUAUGCUUUCUGAAUUAUUCAUGUAUAUUUCUAUAUUUUUAUAUUGUUGUGUUUUAUAGCAUCCUGUGGUGGAAAUGACAUUUGAAAAUGUUGUGGUAUAAUA